AUGAUUAAAAUAAUCUUUUUUAUCAUAACUCUACAGUCAUUAAUUUCAUGCCAAGUAGAAUAUUCUAAUAUUGAUGAUAUAUCCUAAUAAGAAACAUUGUAAUAAUCUAAUGAAGAACUUUAAAAUAAGAUUAAAUCUAAAAUUGAAAAUUAAGAAAUUUAAUCUUCAAAUUAGGAUAUUUAUGAUGUUGAAUCUGAAGAAGAUAAUGAAACAUUAUUUGUAAAUUAUGAAAUUGGAGAAGAAUAAGUUCUUGAUGCAUAAUAUACUUUUAUUGAUGAUGAUGAUACUGUUGGAGCAAAUCUCUUAGAAAUUAUUCGAGAUGAUGAACUUUUAUAUUCUGAUACUCAUGAUGAUAAACCAGAAAAUAUGGUUAUUGAUGCUUCAUAAAAUUUAUAAGAUGAGACACCUUAAGCUAUUAAUUAUGAACAAAAUUAAAUAAAAUUAUGUUCUUUAGAAACUCAAACAAAUUGUUAAUAAUAAAUUGAUGAACAAUAGUCAUGA
Molecule: messenger RNA, 501 nt
Organism: Paramecium pentaurelia
Lineage: Eukaryota; Ciliophora; Oligohymenophorea; Peniculida; Parameciidae
Source: the annotation of a GenBank genome assembly